AUGAUGAACUUUACCUUGAUGACAGCUUUCAUCCUCUGCAGCCUCAGCUGGAUCUCUGUCUCAGUUUCUGAGUCUCAGACUGUGGAGGUCCAGUCUGGUGAGGAAGUCACACUGCUGUGCUCCAACAUUUCCAGAGACCCAACUACAACAGAGUGGUUCAGACUGAUCAACAGAACCAAGCCCAGCUGCUGGAUCUCUGUCUCAGUUUCUGAGUCUCAGACUGUGGAGGUCCAGCGUGGACAAGAAGUCACUCUGCUGUGCUCCAACAUUUCCAGAACUCCAACUCAGACAGACUGGUUCAGACUGAUCAACAGAACCAAGCCCAGCUGUAUCUCCUCCAUGUACGAGUCUGAUGGCAAAGUUUCAUUCUGUCAUGGAUUUCAAAAUCAAAACUUUGAAAUGAGCUCCAACAUUUCUACUGUCUUUCUUAAAAUCAAAAAAGUGGAUUUAUCUGACUCUGGAUUGUAUUUCUGUGGAUUUUACAUGGACAAACAUACAGUCAUUGCCAGUGCAACACAUUUAAAUGUUCCAGGUAGUGGUGACUCUGAUGAUGAAGUGGAUUUGAAGACUUUUGAAGAAAAAAAACCUGAUGGAAUGAGAAACCUAAUGAGUGUGAUCCUAUCUGGUCUGGCUGUUUUCCUCACUAUAGUCGUCAUUCUGGCUGUUAAAAUCAGGAAACUUCAGACAGCUGUGAAUGAAGAACCACAUCCAGAAGGCAACAAGAAUCUGGACUCUGCUGCGCUGAGGUUCCUUCCAAAGACAAUCAGAAGCAGGAGGCCUGCAUCAGAGAGAGAAGUGGAAACUCAUGUUAUUUACGCUGCCAGCAGAUAGACUCAGGAAGCAACUGGAACUGCAACUCAUCAACUCAUAUUAUGUAGUAUUGCAAACAGAACAUUAUUAUGUAAUUUUCUUAUUUUGUAUUU
Molecule: messenger RNA, 923 nt
Organism: Micropterus salmoides (largemouth bass)
Lineage: Eukaryota; Metazoa; Chordata; Actinopteri; Centrarchiformes; Centrarchidae
Exons: 7
Coding region: 1-831 (276 amino acids)
Biological process (GO): response to bacterium
Source: RefSeq, a predicted model, not a curated record